Molecule: messenger RNA, 1197 nt
Organism: Ictalurus punctatus (channel catfish)
Lineage: Eukaryota; Metazoa; Chordata; Actinopteri; Siluriformes; Ictaluridae
Product: melanoma-associated antigen E1-like
Exons: 2
Coding region: 56-742 (228 amino acids)
Source: RefSeq, a predicted model, not a curated record
GCAGGUUGGAUUUAUCCUGCAGUGUAAAUGUCAAUACCUGUAAUGAACAUGUCCUAUGGACCGCCUCAAUCUAAUGAGCUAUUCUUUGAGUUUUCUCUCUAACAGCAGGUCAGAGCCUCUCAGUGAAGGAGGUGUGGCCUCUGUGCCCGUCAGUCCCAGUGAAGGAGGUGUGGCCUCUGUGCCCGUCAGUCCCAGUGAAGGAGGUGUGGCCUCUGUGCCCGUCAGUCCCAGUGAAGGAGGUGUGGCCUCUGUGCCCGUCAGUCCCAGUGAAGGAGGUGUGGCCUCUGUGCCCGUCAGUCCCAGUGAAGGAGGUGUGGCCUCUGUGCCCGUCAGUCCCAGUGAAGGAGGUGUGGCCUCUGUGCCCGUCAGUCCCAGUGAAGGAGGUGUGGCCUCUGUGCCCGUCAGUCCCAGUGAAGGAGGUGUGGCCUCUGUGCCCGUCAGUCCCAGUGAAGGAGGUGUGGCCUCUGUGCCCGUCAGUCCCAGUGAAGGAGGUGUGGCCUCUGUGCCCGUCAGUCCCAGUGAAGGAGGUGUGGCCUCUGUGCCCGUCAGUCCCAGUGAAGGAGGUGUGGCCUCUGUGCCCGUCAGUCCCAGUGAAGGAGGUGUGGCCUCUGUGCCCGUCAGUCCCAGUGAAGGAGGUGUGGCCUCUGUGCCCGUCAGUCCCAGUGAAGGAGGUGUGGCCUAUGUCAGUGGUUUCCAAAGUGGGGGCUGCCAGGGGGCCUCAACAAUUUGGUGUGAAAAAUAAAUAAAUACAUCUUGCAAAAGUGGGCCUCGAUCAAAUUUUAACACCGUUUGUGGGGACUUGCCAUGGAGAAGUUUGGGAACCCCUGGCCUAUGUGCAUGUCAGUCUAAGUGAAGGAGGUGUGGCCUCUGUCACUCAGUCCCAGUGAAAGAGGUGUGGCAUUUCUCUUUUUGUUUUAUAAGAUAAAAUUGUUUGAAAAAUACUGAUUUGACUACAUUUUGCUAUUAACACACCUGUGAAUCAUUCUGAAGUUACAAUAAAACAUAUAAAAGAUAUGAUGUUAUGAAAGUGAGGAAUGUAAAUCUGGACCAGUUGGGCUGUCCCAGGAGUUUAAGGUUUCAAUAAUGAGGUGUCAGAACUGAUAAGCUUCCUCAGAUGAGCAGUGAAAUGUCUUCCAAGUUCUUCAGUCCAGCUACAUUAACACAAUUCAAAACAUUCCAAAUAACCUGGAUGCCUUU